Molecule: messenger RNA, 1941 nt
Organism: Cotesia congregata
Lineage: Eukaryota; Metazoa; Arthropoda; Insecta; Hymenoptera; Braconidae
Source: the annotation of a GenBank genome assembly
AUGUUGCGAAUAUUACGUGAGUAUGUGAAGAAACCAAAAGGAAGUCGGAGUGUUAGCACUUGGUCACCCUUAGCAAAAGCUUUUAAUACUUCUGGAUUGACAGAAGCUUUGUCAGUUAAUAAUUUAUCUCGGAAAACAAGUGGAUUAUUUGGAGUACCAGAGCUAACAACCGCAGAAGGAUUCACAGAAUUAAAAUCCCAAGCAAUCAAUGACUCGGACCGCCUAAUAGAAGAAGCAGUAGGCCAUGGAAGGACCCGUAAAAUGGUCCAGAUCUUCGACGACCUGUCAGACUCUCUCUGCAGAGUGGCAGACCUGGCAGAGUUCAUCCGGAUGGCGCACCCGGAUCAAAAGUACGCUUUAGCAGCAGAAGACACCUGUCUGGCAGUGAGCGGGAUCGUCGAGAAACUGAACACCCACCGAGAGCUCUACACCUCUUUGAGCAAAGUCGUUGCUUCUGGUGACAUAGUUCCGACCUCUGAAAUAGAUAACCACGUGUCUAAAUUAUUUCUGUUUGACUUUGAGCAGUGUGGGAUCCACCUUCCGGAGAAUCUCCGUCGCCAGGUGGUGCGUAUCAACGACAAGAUCCUCCAAGUAGGCCAGAAAUUCAUGGCAGGAGCCGUCACCCCAAGGUCUGUCGACUGCGAGCUGCUUCCUGAGCACAUCAGGCAGUACUUCAUGAAAGAAGGAGACAAUAUUUUAGUCUACGGUCUUUUUACUGAUUCUGCGAACGCUUUGGCACGUGAAGCUGCUUAUAAGAUAUUUUUGUACCCGGACGAGCGACAGGAGAGUCUUCUGCAGGAGCUCCUGAACUCCAGGCACCAGCUGGCCGAAAUUUGCGGGUUUCCUACGUACGCACAUCGUGCUAUCAAAGGAAGCACCGUCGAGACUCCAGAAGUAGUCAGAGAAUUUUUGGAUAUUUUAAACCUAGAGCUCAAAACUAGAGCUGCAAACGACUUUGACACAAUGCGGGAUAUGAAAAUUAAAGAAACUGGAACCCAGCUGCCUUUGAUGCCCUGGGACACGACUUAUUUCACGACGAAAGUCAAGAAAACCUGGCUCGGAACCUCCAACAAUGAAUUCACGCCGUAUUUUUCCUUAGGAGCAUGCAUGGAUGGUCUGAAUAUCUUGACUCAGAGCUUGUACGGAGUAAGACUUGAACCAGAACCUGCGGACGCUGGAGAAGUCUGGGCGCCCAGUGUGCAAAAACUCGCGGUGGUUCAUGAAUCUGAAGGAACUCUGGGACACAUAUACUGCGACUUUUUCGAACGCGCUGGAAAGGCCAAUCAGGAUUGUCAUUUCACGAUCAGGGGAGGAAGAAUGCUCGCGGAUGGCUCCUAUCAGAAUCCGGUGGUUGUUCUGAUGCUGUCACUGCCUUCACCUAGGUGGAACAAUCCUUGCUUGCUCUCACCCUCCGCUCUUUUCGCCAAGCACUAUCAAACCCAAGAACCUUUGCCCGACGACAUGAUAGAGAAGCUCUGCGCCUCUAAAAACGUAUUUCCAGCCUCGGAAUUACAAGUCCAGGUUUUCUACAGCAUGCUGGAUCAAACGUAUCACUCCAACAAGAUCCAAGGCUCUACAACAAAAAUUCUGGAGGAAAUCCAAAACAAAUACUAUGGACUUCCCUAUGUAGAGAACACUGCUUGGCAGCUGAGGUUCUCCCACUUGGUCGGUUACGGCGCAAAGUACUACUCGUACCUUAUUUCUCGUGCAGUCGCUUCCUGGAUCUGGCAGACUUACUUCCAGAAAGACCCACUCAGCAGAUCAGCCGGUGAAAAGUAUCGCAGAGAGUGUCUCGCUCACGGAGGCGGCAAGCCGGCUUCUAAAGUCGUCUCUGACUUUUUAAAUAAAGAAGCUAGUGCUGGUAAUUUUGCGAACGCUCUUGUUAACGAGAUCGACGAAAAAGAUCAGCAUGUUCAAUCGAUCAUGGCUCUGAAUAAAUAA